AGUGACUUCUUUUCUCAUCAAAGCAGAAGUAGGAAUCAUUUCACCCUUCCUCCUCUUACAGACGAACGCCGAGGAAAAUGAGGAGGAGGGAGGGCGACAAGCCACAGUUCUCAAAUCAUUCAGUCUGGGACUUUUCUGUGACAUCUCUACUGCUUUGUGAGUCAUCGGAUGUUGAAAUAACCCUUCAGGAAUCAAGCUAAACUUCGGAAAGACUUAUUGAGAAACUCUGGAGACAGUAUCAUGGAGUGCAAGAUUGAGGGGAAAGAAAAAUACCAACAUAGCUUGAAUUUACUCCAAAAAAUUAAGAACAUGAAAGAAUUAGCAGAAAUGAUUGACGUGGUACUCAUAGCAGAAGGGGAGAAAUUUCCUUGCCACAGACUGGUUCUGGCUGCAUUUAGUCCGUACUUCAAAGCGAUGUUCACCUGUGGACUACUCGAGUGCACUCAGAGGGAAGUCAUCCUCUAUGACAUCACAGCAGAAAGUGUGGCCGUGAUACUAAAUUACAUGUACAGUGCAGCUCUGGAGAUCAGCAACACCAAUGUGCAGACGGUGGCCAUGGCUGCCUAUUUUAUGCAGAUGGAAGACGUCUUCAGUGUGUGUCAGAAAUACAUGAUGGACCAUAUGGAUGCUUCCAACUGUGUAGGGAUCUAUCAUUUUGCAAAGCAGAUUGGAGCUGAAGAUUUAUGCGAUCAAUCAAAGAAAUAUUUAUAUCAGCACUUUGCUGAGGUGAGCUUGCAUGAAGAAAUACUGGACAUUGAAGUGCACCAAUUUAUGACACUUAUUAAAUCAGAUGACCUUAACAUAUCCAGAGAGGAGAGCAUCUUGGACUUAGUCCUGCGGUGGGUCAAUCACAAUCAAGAAUUGCGCGCAGAGCAUCUUGCCGAGCUUCUGAAGCAAGUCAGAUUGGAACUUGUGAAUCCUUCUUUUUUGAGACAAGCCCUAAAAAGGAACACAAUGCUUCUAUGUAAUGCAGAUUGCAUCGACAUAAUUCAGAAUGCUUUCAAAGCCAUCAAGACACCCCAGCAGCACCGCCUGAAUCUCCGUUAUGGCAUGGAGACUACUAGUCUUCUGCUUUGCAUUGGCAAUAACUCCUCAGGAAUCAGGUCAAGACGCAGGAACUAUGGGGAAGCCAGUUUCUGUUAUGAUCCCGCAUUGCGGAAGACCUACUUCAUCUCCUCUCCCAAGUAUGGGGAGGGCUUAGGAACCGUGUGCACUGGUGUUGUCAUGGAAAACAACACGAUCAUUGUGGCAGGGGAGGCAAGUGCCGCUAAACUCUCGAGACAAAAGAAUAGGAAUGUUGAAGUCUACAGGUAUCAUGACAGAGGAAACCAGUUCUGGGAAAAAUUAUGCACAACUGAAUUCCGAGAGCUCUAUGCUCUGGGCAGUGUUCAUAACGACCUCUAUGUGAUAGGAGGACAGACGAAAAUUAAAAGCCAGUAUCUUAUUACAAACUGUGUUGACAAGUAUUCCGUAGAACGGGACAGUUGGAAAAGGGUGUCUCCCCUUCCACUACCGUUGGCGUGCCAUGCUGUAGUGACCGUCAAUAAUAAACUUUACGUGAUUGGAGGCUGGACCCCUCAGAUGGAUCUUCCUGAUGAAGAACCUGAUCGAUUAAGCAACAAACUGUUGCGGUAUGACCCCAGCCAAGACAAGUGGACAGAGCAGGCACCUAUGACAUACUCAAAGUACCGAUUCAGCACAGCUGUAGUCAACAGUGAGAUUUAUGUCUUGGGUGGAAUUGGCUGCGUAGGCCGAGACAAGGGCCAGGUGCGAAAGUGCCUCGAUGUGGUGGAGAUCUACAGCCCCGACGGGGACUUCUGGAGAGAAGGCCCCCCUAUGCCAAGUCCCCUGCUCUCACUGCGAACCAAUUCUACCAACGCAGGCGUGGUGGAUGGGAAGCUCUACGUCUGCGGGGGAUUCCACGGCGCAGAUCGCCAUGAGAUCAUCUCCAAAGAAAUACUGGAGCUGGACCCAUGGGAAAACCAGUGGAAUGUUGUCGCCGUCAAUGUCCUCAUGCAUGACAGCUAUGAUGUCUGCCUGGUGGCCAGGAUGAAUCCCCGAGACCUUAUCCCCCCACCCUCAGAUCUGGUGGGAGAAGACAAUGAGCACUGAGGUCAGCAUUGCGGUAGGGGCUCGGCUGUUGUCUGCGAAGGGGGUGUUAGGGGUGGUGAGGGCCCAGGAGCAGCCAUGAGAUGCACCACUCCCGCCUCUGGACCCGCGCGCUGCUUGUAUCAUGGGCCGUGUGCAAAGCCUCAUGUACUGGGCACUGCAUAGUACUGGAGACUGCAGGGUCCUCCUUCUGGUAUCUCCAGUCGGCCAGCACAGACAGGACACCACCAGGCUGAACGUGACAAUGCACAGAGGAGCAGGGGGUGACGCCGCAAAAGUACAGGGAACGCAGGAGCCCCACACUGCUGGGGACUGAGGGCAGCGUUGCCAAGGAGCAGUCCUUCUGGCCUGCCUCGAAGGAUGGGGAAGAAACGGCACCAUGGUGUCAUUGCUGCUGAGGUCACAGAAACAGCUGGCCAGAGGAGGACCAGAUUGCCUGGGCGACAGGCUUUGCUCCAAAGGCUGGAGUUAGUAGCUUGUAGCUAAACGAUCAGCACCUGGAAGACUGGGGUUCGGCCCUCAGAACAGGGGGACCAGGGGAAUAGUGACGUUGAGGGGAGACUUCUCUUCGCACUCUGCUCUGGCUUCAGUCUCACAAGGCCACUGCAGCGACGGUGCUGACAGGGCUGGCAGUGGACUGGAGCCCAGGCACUGGAGCCUGACCACA
Condylura cristata (star-nosed mole) is the source of this 2776-nucleotide messenger RNA. RefSeq names its product kelch repeat and BTB (POZ) domain containing 12 (gene KBTBD12). NCBI's taxonomy places the organism in Eukaryota, Metazoa, Chordata, Mammalia, Eulipotyphla, Talpidae. Gene Ontology annotation, molecular function: protein binding. Bases 241 to 2112 code for a protein of 623 amino acids. The record is from RefSeq and is a predicted model, not a curated record. The transcript is spliced from 6 exons.